Vespa crabro (European hornet) is the source of this 436-nucleotide messenger RNA. Its product is annotated as cuticle protein 19-like. The coding region runs from base 14 to 436 and encodes 140 amino acids. The record is from RefSeq and is a predicted model, not a curated record. Lineage: Eukaryota; Metazoa; Arthropoda; Insecta; Hymenoptera; Vespidae. Gene Ontology annotation, cellular component: extracellular matrix. The transcript has 3 exons.
AUCGGUAAUCAACAUGGCCUUCAAGUUCGUUAUAGUUGUUGGCAUUCUUGGCUUUGUUGAGAUCAGCAAUGCUUUUCCCGGACACGCACAUAGUUUCGCACAUUUCCACGGACCCGUAAAAGGUCCUCAUCAUGAAAUUAUCUCUCAUGGUAAACACGGCCAUCACAUAGAUUAUGUUGCUCAUCCGAAAUAUGAAUUCUCUUAUGGCAUUGAGGAUCAUCAUACUGCGGAUUAUCAUGGACAGAAAGAGGACAGAGACGACAAGGAUGUAAUCGGGGAAUAUACGAUCAAAGAACCAGGUGGUAAUACAAGAAUCGUUAAGUAUCAUUCCGAUCCUCAUGGAGGAUUUUUCGCUCAUGUUCACAAUACUGAUGGCAAUAAUCACGAAGGUGGUACUUAUGGUGGUCAUGGUCAUAAACACGGUCAUGGAUAUUAA